Aedes albopictus (Asian tiger mosquito) is the source of this 3245-nucleotide messenger RNA. RefSeq names its product tau-tubulin kinase homolog Asator (gene Asator). The record is from RefSeq and is a predicted model, not a curated record. Gene Ontology annotation, biological process: signal transduction; peptidyl-serine phosphorylation. Lineage: Eukaryota; Metazoa; Arthropoda; Insecta; Diptera; Culicidae. Gene Ontology annotation, cellular component: cytoplasm; nucleus. Gene Ontology annotation, molecular function: ATP binding; protein serine/threonine kinase activity. The coding region runs from base 1086 to 3179 and encodes 697 amino acids. The transcript is spliced from 11 exons.
GUGUUCGUCGCCCGUCGUUCGUCGCUCGCUCGCAAGCAGGCGCAGAGCAGCAGUGCUGAGCUGAGAGACAGAGCAGCUAGUACUGUAGUGUAGUGGGGGAACGAACGGAAGAACCACACACUGUCCGUGUUCGUCAGUGCGUGCGUUCGUGCGUGUCUCACAGUGUCUUUCUUCAAAAAUGGUCUAAGGACGGGACGUUCAAAUUUGCCGGAUCGAAAGUGAUUAGGAGAAGAGAAGAGGUGUCGACAGACAGAAGAAAUAGUUGAACGGUGAAACGGCUACCUAACUGUGUGCGCGUUCCGUCCGACGUUGAUGCAGCGGAAAAAAGAAAUCGAAGAAAAGUCGAAGUCGGUGUACUCGACGCGCAGCCCCCAAGAAGCAAGCCGCCCGGAGCUGAUCCGAAUCUAGUCAAUCGUACAACGACCUAGCUAAGCAAUGCCAAACUAACCAGAACCAAAAGUGUGAUAUUUGCAAAAUGACCAUGACAUUGAAUGUUUUAUCGUAAGCGUAAGAAUAAAGAAAAGAAGCAAGAAUACCGAGAAGACUAGAGCAAUUGUAAACCUGUCGACCUAAAGCAGAAUCUCAACCAUAACCUAACUUAGAGAGAAUUAGCCCAGAAACCAAUCCCUUCCAAAUACUCUUCUGUUCAAAUGCUGACCUCGGCUGGAUCUCGAAUGUGGACCCGUUACCGACUGCAGCAGCUUCCGGAUCAGCAGAAACCUUCAAUAGCUACUAUACCCAGCAACUAGCCGGCCACCAGACAAGGCCAGGCCAGGCCAACAUUCGCUUCCUCGCAAGUUCGACCCUGGCCGCUACCCCCGGCGCCAAGUUCCCUAGCACAGUAGUCGGUAGGCCGCGUCCAAAACCGUCGUAUCGGAGUAGCAUCGGUGGUAGUUGAGCACUGGGUAGGAUCCCGAUUCGGUUCGGGUGAAUCCUAAGACUCAACUGUCGCCAAGAAAAGAGAAAGAGAGAGAAAAAACAUCGAACGGCCCAGAGAGCAGCAAUCCAGGACAAUACUCUACGGUAACUCUUUUUUUCGCGGCUAAACGGACAAAGUGAACGGCCCCAAAAUUACGGACCAGAACAUGGAAGACUUGCUUCAGGCUGGCCACGUGGUCAAAGAGCGGUGGAAGGUCCUGAAAAAGAUCGGCGGCGGCGGUUUCGGCGAGAUCUACGAAGGCCAGGAUCUGAUCACGCGGGAACAGGUCGCCCUGAAGGUGGAAUCCGCGCGCCAGCCGAAGCAAGUCCUUAAGAUGGAGGUGGCCGUCCUGAAGAAGCUGCAGGGUAAAGAGCACAUCUGCCGCUUCAUCGGGUGCGGCCGGAACGACCGGUUCAACUACGUGGUGAUGCAGCUGCAGGGCAAAAACCUGGCCGAACUGCGGCGCUCGCAGGCCCGCGGGGCGUUCUCGCUGAGCACCACGCUCCGGAUCGGGCUGCAGAUACUCAGAUCGAUCGAGUCCAUUCACUCGGUUGGGUUUCUUCAUCGUGAUAUUAAGCCAAGCAACUUCGCCAUUGGAAGGUUACCGUGCAAUAAUCGUAAAAUUUACAUGUUGGAUUUUGGUUUGGCCAGGCAGUACACCACCGGUACCGGUGAGGUGCGAUGUCCCCGGGCAGCGGCCGGCUUCCGCGGCACUGUUAGGUAUGCUUCGCUGAAUGCGCACAAAAAUCGAGAAAUGGGUCGGCAGGACGAUCUGUGGUCGUUGUUCUAUAUGCUUGUUGAGUUUGUUACAGGCCAGCUUCCGUGGCGUAAAAUUAAGGAUAAGGAACAAGUGGGUUUGUUAAAGGAGAAAUACGAUCAUCGUUUGCUACUCAAGCACUUGCCUUCAGAUUUCAAGUACUUCUUAGAUCACAUCCAAUCGCUUAACUACGCCGACAAGCCGGACUACGCUAUGCUAGUAACCCUGUUCGAGCGCUGCAUGAAGCGACGCGGUGUGAAGGAAACCGAUCCGUUCGAUUGGGAAAAGACAGAGGAGAACAAUGCCGACCAUGCCGGCGGAGAAGCCAAAGUAGUAAACGCAGCCGUACCAAAGAGUGAACUAAUUAAGAAACACAAGGAUAUCGAACUGACGGAGAAACGCAAAGUGAUUCCAGACUCUGUCAAGGUGAUGCACACGGAGCCGAUCGAAUCGAUCAAGCCCCAGAACGCCAACAAUGUGAACGCAAACGCAAAGCUUCCGAAUCCGGCCGGUGGAGGAACGGGAACCGGUCAGCAGAAUGCAAAUAAUAACAACAACAACGUCCAGAACGAGAAGUACGGCGUGGAUCCGUUGGAUCCACGGCUACGGCAGGCGUUCAAGGACGCCCUGAUUGCGAGCCAGGAAGGCACUAAGGUGAAGCCGGAGAUUCCACUGGUCCGGGCCCACACUGACGUGAACAAGGUGUCGAAACACGGAGGUAGCCGGUUACGGAUCCUAACGGCACCACCAGUCAACAUAAAAGACUUUGCGUCCUCGAUCGACAGUCUACAGCAGCAGCACUCGCAGGCCAACGAAAUCACCAAUUUCUCGGAGGCGAAAUCGAAGCUGAAGACCGAAGCGGACGAGGUUAGCUGUACCCCAGGUGAUGGGCAGCUAACGGGUGGGAUCGGGGCGACCAACGGUCAGCAGAGUACCACAGACGGGGGUCAACCGAACUCCCUAACCCAGCGGCAGUCGUUGCACUUGGGCGGCAAAAGCCUACGGUCUUUCGCCACCCAGUCGGCCAAGUACCGGAGCUUGGCGGACGACAAGAGCUGUCGGGACUUUUCCAUCACCCAGCAUGCCAUAAUCGAUGACGAGAACGCUAGUCAGCACCAGACGCCCAAGUAUCAGGGAGCUUUGACACUGGCCUCGCAGUGGAAGAGCCAGUUUGAUGAUUCGGACGAUUCGACCGAUGGACUGUGGAAGGGCGAGCAACAUUCCGAAAACGCAUCAAAGAAGAAUGCCCAGCAGCUGGAGCAGAAGUCACAGGCGCAAUCGCUGCAUCAACCGCAGCCAGCGAUUGCAGCUGCCGAUCAGUUGCCACUGCAGCAGAAGCAGCAGCAACACAAGCAAAACAACAACACAUCGACGAGUGCUAUUGUUAAUAAUGGAACUACUAAUAUUGCUACUACUACCACUACAACUACCACAACUACAAACAACCCAGCCGCAAUCGCAGCCGCAGAAGCAGCAGACCUUGCAAAUAAUCUCAAUUCUUAAUUUAUUGGUAAACAAAGAAAACUAUGAAAUACAAAGAGGUAAAAGCGUAUAAAGCAGUAUAGGAAA